Messenger RNA from Nerophis ophidion (straightnose pipefish), 2270 nucleotides. RefSeq names its product 14-3-3 protein beta/alpha-1-like. Gene Ontology annotation, cellular component: cytoplasm. Gene Ontology annotation, biological process: signal transduction. The coding region runs from base 190 to 978 and encodes 262 amino acids. NCBI's taxonomy places the organism in Eukaryota, Metazoa, Chordata, Actinopteri, Syngnathiformes, Syngnathidae. The record is from RefSeq and is a predicted model, not a curated record. The transcript has 6 exons.
AAGCUAGUCGUUCGUUUUCCGCGCCAAUGGAGGUCACUAACUGAACCAAAUUGUCACAUUUAAACAAUACCACAAAAUUACAUUCCAUACUCGUCCAGGGUCGAGUUAGGUCCCUUUUCUGCGCAGGUGUGUCGUUUACAACCGGGUUAGCCGACAUUCCACAGAAGGGCGCAGCCCACGCAAGGAGCCAUGGCAGACAAGGAAGAGCAGGUACAGAAGGCCAAACUGGCCGAGCAGGCAGAGCGCUAUGACGACAUGGCAGCCGCCAUGAAGGUCGUGACGGAGCAGGGCAAAAGCGGGCUGACCAAUGAAGAGCGCAACCUGCUCUCGGUGGCCUAUAAGAACGUGGUGGGAGCCCGAAGGUCCUCGUGGCGGGUGAUGUCCAGCCUGGAGCAGAAGUCGGAGGACAACAACAAGACGGCCCUGGCCAAGGAGUACAGGGAGAAGAUCGAGAAGGAGCUCAAUGACAUCUGCAAGGAAGUCUUGGACCUGCUCGAAAAUCACCUGAUUAGCGAAACCACGCCUGCUGACAGCAAGGUAUUUUACCUGAAGAUGAAGGGUGACUAUUUCCGUUACCUGGCUGAGGUGGCCUCUGGGGAGGACAAGGAGAACAUCAUCCAAAACUCGCAAAAUGCAUACCAACAGGCCUUGGACAUCAGCUACAAAGAAAUGGAUGCUACUCAUCCUAUUCGUCUCGGCCUUGCUCUCAACUUCUCCGUCUUCUACUACGAGAUUGUCAACUCGCCAAACCUGGCCUGCGAUCUCGCCAAAAAGGCUUUCGAUGAGGCCAUUGCCAUGCUGGACUCGCUCAACAGCGAAUCCUACAAAGACAGCACCUUGAUCAUGCAGCUGCUCCGUGACAAUCUCACCCUGUGGAUGUCAGACAACCAAGGUGAUGCCGAGGGCGAGGAGGCGGAAACAGAGGCAGAACCGGCGCAAGAGGCGGCGGCACCAGCGGCGGCGGCCGACAAGAACUGAACUCUGGAAGAUUAAAGAAAAAUAAAUUUACACUUUUUUUUUUUUUUGUUACCUCUCACCAGCCUAAGUUGUGUGCGCGGUUUUAUGUAUGUGUUUGUGUGUGUGUGUGUGUGUGUGUGCGUGCACAUACAUGCACACACAAGUAUGUUUACGCUCCACUCACAGUGUAGACUACGGUUUGUGUGCAGAAUCAUUGUGCAACGUAAGAACACCUCUGCAUAUGAUGUAUCCAAAUAUGUUUUUGGGUGUUUUUUUUUUACUCAAUGUGUCAACCAAUGGAUGUUUUUUUUCAUUCGAAUUUCCGUAUGCUUUAGUCCAAAUGUAUUCCCUCCUUUUUUGGUCCAAAUCAGUCCCUUGUUUAUGGUACCAAGCUGGCCGCCAUGACAGGACAAAAAUCUUUUGACUAUAUUUUGAUACUUUGUAUGUUUUUACUUGAACAGAACAUUUGUGACACUUGGGUCAAAAAAACACUUCAACCGAGACAGAACAAAUAAAUGGUCACCGUGGUCAGAUUUUCGCUAAAAUUUCAGGUUUUGUUAUUGACGGGAGUAAACAAAAGGGUGCUGUUAUCGUCCCACACCACGUGGUAAAGUCCUCUUUUUACGGAUGGUACUUGCGUCACGGCUCAGUGGCUUCUAUGAGCGUCGCUAAGGUGUGAAUGCAUAUUUCUGCUUUUGUCCGUUUUUACUGGGUGCUUUUUUUUCCCUUUUUGCUUUUCCUGCCUCCUGCUUAAUUCAAAAAGUAAACAACUCCAUUAGGAACCAACAACAUACUGCUUGAUACUGUAACUUUUUUUUUUUUUUUUUUAGACCUUUAAUCCCUCCAGCAGUGCGGAGGAAACUUUUUGCCAUGUGCUUUUAUGUGGCUUUCUACUUUUUCUAUUCAAGUGUUUUUGUAUUUGCUUUUUGUGUAUGUAAUUUACCCCGGGGGAUGUAUGGUUUUCAGUAGUAUGGCGUCAGAGGUAGAUGUGCUUCAAAAGUUGCACUUACUGAUUUUUUUUUUUUUUUUUUUUGCUUAGGAUUUAGCUUGAACCAGGUUAAACAUUUUCCGUCCUUUGGCAGUACUUUAUGCAAAGAAAAAAAAGUUGAUAUUAAUUUAAUGUAAGUGAAAACUAGGAAGCGACAUUUUGACCAUUUAGUCGACACAAAAUAGUGCUGGUUUCUUAUAAUCAUGGUGGUUUGACAAUAAAAAGAUGGGAUGCAGGAUUCUAAACAUUUUGCAAGUGGCACUCUUUAACGUUAUUUGGUUAUGUGCUUUCAUGUGAGAUUAAUUAAAACAUUCAAUCCAAACAA